CCCACAAACGCACCACUGCAUGGAGGGUACGAGGGAGAAUUAGGAAGUCCCCCAGGCAUGAGCGGUUACACUUACACGCCCAACGUGACCGGGCGCCCACCGGUAGAUGGCGUCUGCUUCGGUUGUCAAAAUGACGGAGGGGGUAAAAUGUGGACAGUGGUGGCCCACACUCAACAUGGAGCAGUCGGGGGGAAGGCCAACAGAUCGGGACACUGCUGGUUCUCGCUCAAUGGUCGGGAACAUAGGACCAGUGACUUCUCUUGGCUGUCGGCGCCGGAGGGUCGGAUCGUGCCUGUUCGGAACCGUGGAGUCGGGCCACCCAGGAGAGCCGUCGUGCUGGGGAGGCAGGGGUAUGAUGCUGCCGUCCACUACGCCGCUGUCGCCAACUCAGACUUCGGUCUGAUUCCGGGACGGGCCAAUGGGAACACGUGUUGGUUUGGACAUGGUGGGAAGGAAUAUGUGACCCCGGACUUUCUAUGGCUGGCUGUGUUUGUGUGACAUGUUCUAUCGUCUGAAAACGAAACGGGACGGGCCAAUGGGAACACGUGGUUGUUUGGGCAUGGGAAGGAAUAUGUGACACCGGACUUUCUAUGGCUGGCUGUGUUUGUGUGACAUGUUCUAUCGUCUGAAAACGAAACGGGACGGGCAAAUGGGAACACGUGUUUGUUUGGGCAUGGGAAGGAAUAUGUGACACCGGACUUUCUAUGGCUGGCUGUGUUUGUGUGACAUGUUCUAUCGUCUGAAAACGAAACGGGACGGGCCAAUGGGAAUACGUGUUUGUUUGGGCAUGGGAAGAAAUAUGUGACACCGGACUUUCUAUGGCUGACUGUGUUUGUGUGACAUGUUCUAUCGUCUGAAAACGAAACGGGACGGGCCAAUGGGAACACGUGUUGGUUUUGAACAUGGUGGGUACGAAUAUGUGACCCCAAUAGCGUUAUGAAGAACAUUUUUGUUUGCAAAUUAUUUUUUCAGAAUGUGAGUGAGUGAGUUUGAUUUUACGCCGCUUUUAGCAUUAUUUCAUUAAUAUCACGGCGGGGGACACCAGA
Molecule: messenger RNA, 1046 nt
Organism: Haliotis rufescens (red abalone)
Lineage: Eukaryota; Metazoa; Mollusca; Gastropoda; Lepetellida; Haliotidae
Exons: 2
Coding region: 58-498 (146 amino acids)
Source: RefSeq, a predicted model, not a curated record